AUGUCACAUCCGCGCGAGUCAGGUGUAGCGCCUAGAGGGGGUGCGGCCGCCUCGGCCCCAGAGGCCGAGAAACACGCGAGCUUCCCUGCAGACAAGGAUCAGAAUAAAGCCACGCCCGCACGCGCGCCGAACCCACGUAGCUGCGUGACCUGCAGGAGUCGGAAGGUCCGUUGCGAUAAAUUCUCGCCUUGUUCGAAUUGUCGUCGCGCGAAUAUCGCUUGCAUCUAUCCAUCUGGCGAUCGUCCGCCGAGAUGGGUCCGGCGUCUUGAGCGCCCGGUUACGGGGGAAGUCAUGGAGAGACUACACCACCUUGAAGGUCUCGUAAAAGAAUUGACGGGCCAGUUGGAGCAGGCACAUGCUGCGGCCAAGUCUCCUACUGCGUCGUCUAACUCCCCUGGGAGCUCCACCCAUGACAAUGAAUUUGCCUCUUUAGGAAACACAUCCUUUGCUGGUCCUGGGAACGUUCCAAGUAAAUUCGGCAGACUGGCUUUAAACGAUGCCAGCCGGAGUCGGUAUAUUGGAAGUGGUUUUUGGUCAUGGGUCAACGAUGAGAUUGGUGACUUGAAGACGGAGACUGGAAAUAUUGCCACUCGUGAAUAUGAAUCUUCAGAUGACGAUAUGUCUUCAAAGACUCCAUCUACCCAGGAGCUUGGACGAACGCCAUCUGAUCGACAUGCGUUCAUCUUUCGGCACAAUCUUAAUCCUUCUACUCCUGACAUUAGAGAGUUUCAUCCACUGCCAUCGCAAAUACCAUUUCUGCUCAACGUAUUCUCGGAAAACGUUAAUGCGAUUGCGCAAAUUGUUCACAUGCCCAGUACCAGCAAGAUGAUCAGCGAGCUACGAGGCGAUAUGUCGAAACUCACGCCGUCAAACGAAGCCUUAAUGUUCUCCAUAUACUACGGCGCAGUAACCUCCAUGGAAGAAGAGGAUAUCAUGCUGAAUUUCGGCGUUUCGAAACAACACUUGAAUCUCAAAUAUCGCCUUGGGUUGGAACAUGCCUUGGCCAAAGCUGAUUUUCUUAACGCACCUGACCUAAUCCUCGUACAAUCACUUGCUAAUUUUCUCCUUCUCGCUCGGCGACACGAUAGUCCUAGAUACAUCUGGAUGAUGACAGGAAUUGUGAUCCGCAUGGCUCUUGCCCUCGGCCUACAACGUGAUGGCUCCCAUUUUGGAUACCUGACCCCCUUCGAAAUUGAAAUGCGUCGAAGAGUUUGGUGGUGUCUAUGCAUGAUUGACGUGAGAGCAUCAGAAGACCAGGGGACUGAUUUCACCAUUGCCCUGGGCAGCUUCGAUACAAAAAUGCCUCUCAAUAUCAACAGUGUCGACAUUAGUCCAGAGUCCACCGAAAUGCCAACAGAGCACGUUGGACUGACCGAUAUGUCUCUCACGCGAGUCAACUUUGGAAUCGUUGAUGUCUCAAAACAAAUGGUGGCUCGCAGCUCGAAAUCAACCAGCUUGGAGGAACAAAGCCAUUUUCUAGAUGAGAUUUAUGAGCAUUUACAGGUUGGCUUCCUCCAAUACCAAACAAACUCCGAGACGAACAUAAUGUAUUGGAUGUCCGUUGCCAUCACUCGUCUAGUCAUUGGAAAAAUGACUCUCUUGGUUUAUGUGCCUGUCCUUUUCGCAUCCCCAAACGAGAACCUUUCCGAAGAGAUCAGAAACAAGCUUCUAGUUGCGGCCAUUGAGGUUGCUGAGUACAACCAUGCUUUAAACGCCGAGCCUUCCUGCCGCCACGUCCGUUGGGUCUUUCAAACAUAUACACAUUGGCACGCUAUCGUGUACAUCCUGAUUGAAAUUUCGCGGCGUGCAUGGUCGCCCAUAGUUGAGAGGGCUUGGUUAGCUCUCCACAGUGCGUGGCUGAUUCCGACUCAAUCACACAUGACAAAGAACCUUCGAAUUUGGGUUCCUCUGCGAAAAUUAAGAAUCAAAGCGCAGCAACAUCGUGAUUCUGAGCUAAAGCGACUGCGUGGUGACCCCAGUGCCGCUGAAGCUCUCGAGAGACAGGAUAAAGAAAUUCAGCAGCCCUCAAGCCCUGGAUCUUUCCCUGAUAAACAUGAUCCGACAGAUGCUUUCGUGUUAAGAUGGCGACAACUGCUAGUCAAGCCUGAUGUGGUGCUUAGCAACACUGAAGCUCUACAUACAGUGGAAGCAUCCGUCAAUUUGGCAAAUCUGGGCAACAGAACCACCGACUCGGGAUCUGAGCAAGCUUAUCGGGCGCAAGAGAGUUCUCAUAUGAAUCAGGAUCUGCCCUGGGUGAAAUCAAAUCCUAUUGACCCGCCCCUGUUACCAGGUCACGAUAUUUACCCCGUGCAGGAUGUCACACGCGAUUUUUCCCAGGGCCAGGCUGACCAAGGAUUCAACCCAAGCGUCAUCCCUUGGCUAUGGGCAGAUGAUGGCCUUGAAUACCCAGCUAUGGAUUCAAUAGACAUCAAUAUGGAUCUAGAUGGGAGCGAUGUGGACUGGUACAAUUGGGUUGAAAGUGCCCAAGGAAUGGAGUUGAACUUUAACUCGAGUGGAGCUGGAGCAUCGGGAUAG
Molecule: messenger RNA, 2535 nt
Organism: Penicillium verhagenii
Lineage: Eukaryota; Fungi; Ascomycota; Eurotiomycetes; Eurotiales; Aspergillaceae
Exons: 2
Coding region: 1-2535 (844 amino acids)
Biological process (GO): regulation of DNA-templated transcription; DNA-templated transcription
Molecular function (GO): zinc ion binding; DNA-binding transcription factor activity, RNA polymerase II-specific; DNA binding
Source: RefSeq, a predicted model, not a curated record